This is a messenger RNA of Globicephala melas (long-finned pilot whale), 2583 nucleotides long. RefSeq names its product carboxypeptidase Q (gene CPQ). Gene Ontology annotation, molecular function: metallodipeptidase activity. Lineage: Eukaryota; Metazoa; Chordata; Mammalia; Artiodactyla; Delphinidae. The record is from RefSeq and is a predicted model, not a curated record. Gene Ontology annotation, biological process: thyroid hormone generation; peptide catabolic process; proteolysis.
GGAGAUGCUGUGCACGGAGAGCAGAAGAAAACAGACUGGGAAAAAAAAAAUGAAGUUCCAUGUCUCCGUAUUUGUUGGUGUUGUUCACUUUUUAUCCCUGACCUCUGGGAAAGCUGUCUAUGGGAAUGGCAUCUCUCAGAGGACUUUUCAAGAAAUAAAAGAAGAAAUAGCCUGCUAUGGAGAUGUUGCUAAAGCAAUCAUCAACCUUGCUGUUUAUGGGAAAGCCCAGAACAGAUCCUAUGAGCGAUUGGCACUUCUGGUUGACACUGUUGGACCCAGACUCAGUGGUUCCAAGAGCCUAGAAAAAGCCAUCCAAAUCAUGCACCAAAACCUGCAGGAAGAUGGGCUGGAGAAUGUCCACCUGGAGCCUGUCAAAAUACCCCACUGGGAAAGGGGAGAAGAGUCUGCUGUGAUGCUGGAGCCGAGAAUUCACAAGAUGGCAGUUUUGGGUCUUGGCAGCAGCAUUGGGACGCCCCCAGAAGGCAUUACAGCAGAAGUUCUGGUGGUGACCUCUUUCGACGAACUGCGGAGAAGGGCCCCAGAAGCAAGAGGGAAGAUUGUCGUUUACAAUCAACCUUACACCAGCUACUCGAGGGCAGUGCAGUACCGCGUCCAGGGGGCGGUGGAAGCUGCCAGAGUGGGGGCUUUGGCAUCCCUCAUACGGUCGGUGGCUUCCUUCUCCAUCUACAGCCCUCACACAGGUAUUCAGGAAUACCAGGAUGGUGUGCCAAAGAUCCCAACAGCUUGUAUUACAGUGGAAGAUGCAGAGAUGAUGUCAAGAAUGGCUUCUCGUGGGAGCAGAAUUGUCAUUCAGCUGAAGAUGGGGGCAAAGAACUACCCAGAUGCUGAUUCCUUCAACACCGUAGCAGAGAUCGUCGGUCGCAAGUAUCCGGAGCAGGUUGUACUGGUCAGUGGACAUCUGGACAGCUGGGAUGUUGGGCAGGGUGCGAUGGAUGAUGGUGGAGGAGCCUUUAUAUCAUGGGAAGCGCUCUCGCUUAUUAAAGAUCUUGGGCUGCGUCCAAAGAGGACUCUGCGUUUGGUGCUCUGGACUGCAGAGGAGCAAGGUGGAAUCGGUGCCUUGCAGUAUUACCAAUUACACAAGGCAAAUAUUUCCAACUACAGCCUCGUGAUGGAGUCUGACCUGGGGACCUUCUUACCCUCUGGGCUGCAGUUCACUGGCAGUGACAAGGCCAGGGCCAUCGUGGAGGAGGUCAUGUGCCUGCUGGAGCCCAUCAAUGUCACACAGGUCUUUAGAGCUGGAGAAGGGACAGACAUUAACUUCUGGAUCCAAGCCGGAGUACCUGGAGCCAGUCUACUUGAUGACCUAUAUAAAUAUUUCUCCUUCCAUCACUCCCAUGGAGACACCAUGACUGUCAUGGAUCCAAAGCAGAUGAAUGUUGCUGCUGCUGUUUGGGCUGUUGUCUCUUAUGUCAUUGCAGACAUGGAAGAAAUGCUGCCCAGGUCUUAGCAAGAGCAAGAGAGAAGGCACUUUUGUCCUUUCUGGCCAGGAAUCCUGGGUCUGCAGCUUCAAGGAGCCCCGCUUCACCUAACAAUUUUAUGUGAUCAUUUACAAAGCACAACACUUUUUCAUACUUUCUGAUACCAUGUUUCUUGAUACUUUCCAAAUUCUCUGUUCCUAGUGUAAGGAAUAAGCCCCAUCCCCACAAAGAAUCAGCCAAUGGUAGGGAUCACAGUGAGGGAAUUUCUUUACACCACAUAUUAAAAAUACUGUUUCUACUUUGAAAGUAAAUACUGGAUAAAGCUUUGGAAGACCUCUGGCUUUUAUGCAUGUAUUUAUGAACAUUAAUUACAGUGACCAAUAUUUUGUUAAGUUAUUCAUUGAAGGAGUAGAGGAGUACACAAUUGUAGUACAGUCUUAAUUGAAUGUAUGGAGGCAUCUGGCUUUCUAAUUUGUACAUUUUUAUAUUAUUAGAAUUGUUUAAUGAGGUUAAAAUUUUUUUAAUUCACAGAAAGAAGUCACCAUUUGGGGAAAAAAAUCAAGUAUGUAAAAUCCAGUUGCCUUAUUAAAGAUCUGUCACCAAACAAAUGAUAAUACUAUUUUACAUUUAUGUUUUAUAUAUUUCACAUAAUAUAUCUAUGAAGUUGGGGCUUAUUCACAUUUUGCUGAUAACAGGUUUGAGGCUCAGAGAAGCUAAAUCAUAUUCACAGAGCAAAACACUGAUCCCCUUCUACUCUGGGAAUAAUCUCUACUAUUCUUCCACACACAAUGUCCAGUAUUCCAUUUAAAAAAUUACAAGACACACCCAAAAAUGCAAGAAAAACUCAUUGUCAAGAGUUAAAGCAAUUAAGAAAACCAGACAAUAGAGAUAACUCAGAUGUUGGAAUAUCAGAGAGGAACUUUAACAUAACUGUGAUUAAUAGGUUACAUUCUAGUGGGAAAAUGGGUCUACAUACAUGAACAGGAGAAUUUCAACAGAAAGAUGAAAACUAUAAAAUGGAAUCAAAUGCACAUACUAAAAUAAAAAAUACAACAUCAGAGAUGGAGAAUUUCCUUGCUGGGCUCAUCAGCAGACUGGAUAAAACUGAGGAAAGAAUCAACAAACUUGAAAACAGAUCAAUAAA